UUCUACUACUGUACAUCUAUUGGAACUGGUGAAUCUAAAGCAGGAGCUGCUAUUGGAAAGAAUUUGUAACGACGAAUUGGGGAGUCUUCAGUUAACUGGUGCGAACUGCUGAAGAUUGAGUUGCGAUUACAAUGGCGGGUGCAAACGGUGAAAAAGGCAGUUUGGCAGACAACCUGGGCGCACUGCUGGAGUCCGGGGUCGGCGCAGACGUGACUCUGGUCGUCGGGGAGUCGGAGCUGCCGGCCCACCGUACCGUCCUGGCAGCGAGGAGCCCGGUCUUCGCCGCGAUGCUGGGCCGCGACACUCGGGAAGCCCAGACUGGUCGUGUGGAGGUAGCCGACGUUCGGGAGGCGGUGCUGAGGCAGCUGCUGCACUUCGUCUACACGGACACGGCCCCACAGCUGGACAGCAUGGCGGCGGAGCUGCUGCCCGCCUCGGACAAGUACGACCUGCCACUGCUCAAGAGAAGGUGCGAGCAGGCGGUGGCUCGGAGCCUCACCGUGGACAACGCAGCCGCCGCUGUGGUCCUAGCGGGGCUGCACUCCUGUCCACUGCUGAAGAGCGCAGCUGUAGAGUUCGUCGCCAGCCAUCCCCAGGUGAUGGCCACCGAAGGCUGGAAAAAUGCGCUGCUGCACGAUGUCGAAAUUGCAGCCGAAAUGUGUAGUUUAGUGGCGGCGGCGUCGUCAAAAUUAAGGUCUGCAUCCAAGGAUGACGAUGAAAUGUUAGCGGAGGAACUGAUCGAGGCAGCUGAAGAUGGUGACGAGCAGGAAGUUCGGAAACUGAUUGCGGCAGGGGCUCCUCUCAACGCAAAGGACGAUAGUGGGGAUAGCGCACUACACUGCGCUGUGCUGGAAGGACACGUAGAGGUCGUCAGGUGUUUGGUGUAUGAAGGGGCCAACGUGAACAUCAGAAACUCGAUCCGGCAGACGCCUCUGCACUACGCUUCUUUCAGAGGUCACGUGGAGGUUAUAUGGGUGCUGCUGGGGGCAUCGGCGCAUAUAGACGCACAGGACCACAAGGAGCAGACGCCUCUCCACGUGGCCGUGGCCUCGGGAAACCUGAGAGCGGUGAAGGCGUUGCUGGCGGCCGGGGCAUCCAAGUUCAAGAAGGAUCUCAACAAUAAGGACCCUAAAAAGCUAGCCAGCUCAUCCAUGAGAGAUAUAUUCGAUGUUUUGUAACUGCUACAAUU
Messenger RNA from Schistocerca americana (American grasshopper), 1189 nucleotides. Its product is annotated as serine/threonine-protein phosphatase 6 regulatory ankyrin repeat subunit B-like. Gene Ontology annotation, cellular component: cytoplasm; nucleus. Gene Ontology annotation, biological process: regulation of proteolysis; proteasome-mediated ubiquitin-dependent protein catabolic process. The record is from RefSeq and is a predicted model, not a curated record. NCBI's taxonomy places the organism in Eukaryota, Metazoa, Arthropoda, Insecta, Orthoptera, Acrididae. Bases 132 to 1178 code for a protein of 348 amino acids. Gene Ontology annotation, molecular function: ubiquitin protein ligase binding. The transcript has 4 exons.